Struthio camelus australis is the source of this 2622-nucleotide messenger RNA. It is a transcript of the gene RAB11FIP3, whose product is annotated as RAB11 family interacting protein 3. Lineage: Eukaryota; Metazoa; Chordata; Aves; Struthioniformes; Struthionidae. The record is from RefSeq and is a predicted model, not a curated record. Gene Ontology annotation, biological process: regulation of cytokinesis; endocytic recycling. Gene Ontology annotation, cellular component: cleavage furrow; recycling endosome membrane; endocytic vesicle.
GGAGAAUAACGAUAGGGGAGGAAUCGGGAAAAGGAAGAGAGACCAUGGCAGGGCCAGCGCGUGGUGAGAGGGUAGGGAGGAAUCUAGGUGCUAGCUCCAGCUGAGCUGGAAAGGGAAUCCUCGGACCUCUGCCAGGGAACAGCGUCCAGAUUGCCUUCCCCCCUCGGUGGCGUUGGGAUGCCUGGAAACCCAGGUCCUUUCUGAAAGCUGAAGGCACUGAUCCCGACAGCCAGUUGUAUGAUAUGGGAUAUACCCCUGAGGAGGAAACUUCGACCUGUCCUGAUGAGUUUGAUGACUUUGUCACGUUUGAGGCAAAUGAGGUGACUGACAGUGCUUACAUGGGCUCAGAGAGCACGUACAGCGAGUGUGAAACCUUCACGGAUGAAGACACCAGCACACUAGUACAUCACGAGAUGCAUGACGAAGUCGAAACAGACAGUGCCAUCGAUUCCACAGUGCAUUCGGAGUUCACGGACCCUAUCGAGGAGCCAGAGCAUGGGUCCCAUCCGCACGACCUCCCCCUGGGCUCCGACCUCAGCCACUCCAUCGUUACAGUAAUUAGUGGAGAGGAGCACUUUGAGGAUUAUGGAGAAGGGAAUGAAGCGGAUUUGUUCUCGGACAGCUUGUGUAAUGGGGAAAGCAGCUUUAAUAGCUCCUCUUUCCUCUCUCCCAGCACCAAUCCGCUCGCUGCGAAACUGCACAGCAUUAUCGCAGAUGAAGCAUUUGAGUUUUACUGUAGCCAGUGCCACAAACAAAUCAACCGCCUUGAGGAUCUUUCUGCUCGCCUGAAUGAUCUUGAAAUGAAUAGUCCAAAUAAGAGACUCUCAAGCAAGAAGGUAGCAAGACAGCUGCAUCAGACAGGCACGCUGUCUGUGGGUGUGAUGGAGGAGUCUUACCGGGAUACUCUGGACUGUACAGAAGAGGACAUCACAGACAAGGUUGUCUUCUUGGAGAAGAGGGUGACUGAGCUGGAGAAGGACACAGCUGCCAACGGCGAACAGCACAGCCGACUGAAGCAGGAAAACCUGCAGCUUGUGCACAGAGCAAAUGCUCUCGAGGAGCAGCUGAAGGAGCAGGAGCUGCGAGCUGACCAAACACUCCUGGAGGAGAUCAAGAAGCAGAGGGAGCUGUUGAGCAAAAUGGAGAGAGAGAAGAGCAUCGAGAUUGAGAACCUGCAGGCCAGGCUGCAGCAACUGGAUGAUGAGAACAGCGAGCUGAGGUCCUGUGUCCCUUGUUUAAAAGCCAACAUUGAGAGACUUGAGGAGGAGAAGCAGAAGUUGCUGGAUGAGAUCGAAGACCUUACGGUCCAGCUCACAGAUGAGCAGGAGAACAAGAGGAAGAUGGGGGACAAGCUGAAUCAGGAGAGACACCAGUUUCAGAAGGAGAAGGAGUCUACCCAGGAGCUCAUCGAGGACCUCCGGAAGCAGCUUGAGCACUUGCAGCUCUUCAAGCUGGAAGCUGAGCAGCGAAGAGGCAGGAGCAGCAGCAUGGGGCUCCAGGAGUACAACAACAGGACGCGGGAGACGGAGCUGGAGCAAGAGAUCAGGCAGCUCAAGCAGGAUAACAGGAACCUGAAGGAGCAGAACGAUGAACUGAAUGGACAGAUCAUUAACUUGAGCAUCCAGGGAGCCAAGAACCUCUUCUCAGCCUCCUUCUCAGAGUCCUUGGCUGCAGAGAUCAGCUCCGUCUCCAGAGACGAGCUCAUGGAAGCAAUUCAAAAACAAGAAGAGAUCAACUUCCGCCUGCAGGAUUACAUUGACAGGAUCAUCGUGGCCAUCAUGGAGACAAACCCCUCCAUCCUGGAAGUGAAGUAAGGGCGGCCAAGAGCCGUGAGUUGCGCGCUCUUCGUUGGGUGUGGAUUUGGUGCUCUGAGAGGAAAAAGAGGACUUGAAACGUCUUUGCUCUUGAUGAAGGCACAAGGAAGCAUCACGUCAGAUCGAUGGGUCAAUUAUCCAGUGGACCAGGGAAAAAGAAAAACAGCAGCAGCACUUUGUUGUCUGACUCUGUUAUUUUGAAACCCUUCUGCCUUUGGAGGAUGAAAGGGAACCUGGAGAAGAAACACAGGCAACGGGCAGCCGGAGGAAGGACCUGUAUUGUCCCCGCUACCAGUAAAGCUUGGCAAGUGGCCGUGCACGGGAACUGUCCCUACUGCGAGCGUCCGAGCCUCUGACGCACAGGGUGUGAACAGGAGCUUGCCAACACCGGGGCUGUAAGCAGAAGGUUUCUCUGAACCGUAGGAUAAAGGGAUGGAGAAGGAAGGGGCAGAGCUGGCGUUUUCCCCUGCUGCCCUGUCCAGCCCAAGUGUCUGCUUUGCCAAAGUGUCCAUGACACACUCACUCACUGGGGCAGACCUAGGAAAGAGGGAAACAUGUCCUGGACUUGUAGAAUUUUUUGUAUUAACUUAAUGCAAGUUCGUUCAUCCAGCUGGCACAGUUAAUCCUUGCCCUGCUGCUUUUGCUUGGGAAGGGGGUCGCGUGCAGAGAGCUAGCUGGCUUCUCUCUCGCUCGCUGGUGGAAGGAAGAGGCAGGGGAGCGGCCUUCUCUGGGACAGGGCGUCAGUGCAGUUUGUCACCUGCCUCCUUAUUUAUUUUUGCUGUCUGUGGCUCGCUCCCCUCAGCACACC